AUAUAAUGAAUCUUAAAAAUUGCAGUACAUCGAUUUGGCAACGCGCGACGACCAGCAAUCGGAGAGACUCAGAGCGGGAAGAGCAGAGAGUGAGUGUUCCAAGAGGAAAUUAUGGAGAGACGCCGGGCUUGUGUUGUGGUUCUCGGUGAUCUUGGUCGAAGUCCUCGUAUGCAGUACCAAGCUCUUUCUCUUGCCCGCCAGGCAAAUCUGGAGGUGGACAUUGUUGCUUAUGGAGGCUCUCAGCCCCACUCGGCACUUCUAGAGCACAAAUCUAUCCAUGUUCAUACCAUGACACAGUGGCCAAAAUUCCUUCAAAAUUUGCCAUGGAUAUUCCGGCCUGUAACACUACUGCUCAAGCCGCUCAUUCAGUUUCUUAUGCUUCUUUGGUUCCUUAUUGUUAUAAUUCAUUCACCUGCCUUCUUCAUUGUGCAGAAUCCUCCUUCUGUUCCGACGUUAAUUGCUGUAAAAUGGGCUAGCAUACUAAAGCGAUCUGCAUUUAUCAUUGAUUGGCAUAAUUUUGGUCAUACUUUGCUUGCCCUGUCCCUGGGAAGAAAUAGCAGUUUUGUUACUGUUUACCGCUGGAUUGAAAAGCAUUUUGGGAAGAUGGCAGAUGGCUCCUUUUGCGUCACGAAAGCAAUGCAACAUGAAUUGGCUGAAAACUGGGAUAUUAAAGCCACAGUUUUCUAUGAUCAACCUCCUGAGUUUUUCCACGUUGCUUCACUCCAGGAAAAACAUGAUUUGUUUUGUAGGCUACAUAGUAAUCUACUUCAACCUCUUGGUCUUCAAGAUUGUGUUAGCUAUGGUGCAGUAACGGUAGGCCAUGAGCAGCAGGAGACAUUGUUAACGAGUUUGGUUGGCAACGGUAUUCUCUUGAAGCAAAACAGACCUGCAGUUGUUGUGAGCAGCACAAGCUGGACUCCAGAUGAAGAUUUUAGUAUCCUUUUAGAAGCUGCAGUCAUGUAUGACAGGCGUGUUGCUGCCAUCCUAAAUGAGGAUGAUUCAGUUUCUGAUGAAUUUAUCUGGAAAGAUAUCUAUGAUGGAAAGCAAUACUUAUAUCCUAGGUUAUUAUUCAUCAUUACUGGUAAAGGGCCUGACAAAGAAAAGUAUGAAGAUAAGAUCAGUAAAUUGCACCUUAAGCGUGUGGCAUUUCGUACAAUGUGGCUGUCUCCAGAGGAUUACCCAUUACUUCUCGGUAGUUCUGUCCUUGGUUUCUGUAAGCUCCUGAAAAAAAAAAAAAAAACAAGUUGUCAUCUUGAUUAACAGGUUGUCGAUAUGUUUGGGUGUGGACUUCCUGUUUGCGCUGUUUCCUACUCUUGCAUCAACGAACUUGUGAAAGCAGAGAAAAAUGGUCUACUCUUUUCAUCAUCAUCAGAGUUAGCAGAUGAACUAUUGAUGCUUUUCAGGGGAUUCCCCAAUGAAUGCAGUGCUUUGGAUUCGCUAAAGAACAGCACAGUAGAAAUGGGUUCUCGUAGGUGGUCUACCGAGUGGGAAGAGCAUGCCAAACCCUUAAUAUCUCAGGUUAUCACUCAAUGCUAGAGCUAAGUUGUUGGUACCUUCCUACGCAUGAAGGUUUCUUCUUCAUGGGCUGUUUACUUGUUCAAAGGUUUGAUGAUACCAUAGUUUUACUGUAAAUUGAUGAUACCAUAGUUUUACUGUUAUUCAAUGCUAGAGUAUUGUAUUUUUGGUUAUUUUAUUUCAUUAACACAAAAGGAUAUUUAUUUAUGUUGUACGCUGACCACACCACGUCAAAAUUUUCAUCUUUAUUCUCAUUGAAGACGAGAACUAAUUUCAAUGUUA
This is a messenger RNA of Cucurbita maxima (winter squash), 1797 nucleotides long. RefSeq names its product UDP-glycosyltransferase TURAN. The record is from RefSeq and is a predicted model, not a curated record. Gene Ontology annotation, cellular component: endoplasmic reticulum. NCBI's taxonomy places the organism in Eukaryota, Viridiplantae, Streptophyta, Magnoliopsida, Cucurbitales, Cucurbitaceae. The transcript is spliced from 16 exons. Gene Ontology annotation, molecular function: mannosyltransferase activity.